CGCCUCCUCCUCCUCGUCGUCGUCAGUGGGCCGCCGCCGUUAUGGCCCGAGCGGCCUCGCUGGUGCCGCCCCUGCGGCUCCCCCCGCCUCCCACCCCCAACGCCGAUUCCCAGCCCCAGGCGGCGGCGGCGGCGGCGGCGGCGGGCGAGGAGGAGGCCGAGGAGGAGGAGGAGGUGGAGAGGCGGCUGCUCAUCCCCCGUUCCUCCCCGGUUCCCCGCCCCCGGGACACCCCGGUCACCUCGGACGACGAGGCCGAAGCGGCGGCGGCGGCGGCGGCCCCCGCUAGGCCGCACUCCCGGCACCCUCUGCGGCGGGUGUUGUUCGCCGACGAGGCCCUGGGCCUGCCCCUGGCCCAGCUGAGGCGCUACCGGCCCUGGGGGGACCCCCCCGAGGACGAGUCCCCCCCCCGAGUUGGCCCUGGGACCCCCCUCCGGCCCGCAGGUGCCCCCUUCUACCUCCUGCCCGGGUUCGUGCUGCCCCCGGCCCCGGGCCGGCUGGAGCGCCUGCGCCGGGCCAUGGUAGAGCUGGAGGACCUGCUGCCCCCCGAAGACCCGGGGGACCACCGGGGCCCGGUGCUGCGGGGCCUCAUCCGCGUCCUCAACCUCUCCUACCACAAGUCGGUCCACGUGCGAGCCACGCACGACCGCUGGGCCACCUACCACGACCACCCGGCCCACUACGUGCCCGGCGGCUCGCCCGACGGCGGCCAGACCGACCGCUUCGCCUUCCAGCUCGCUUUCGACGCCCCUGGCCGGGAAGGGGGCGAGGGCCCGGCUCCCCGCGACGGGGCCCGCGUCGACUUCGUGGUGCGCUACCAGACGCCCGACGCCGUCUACUGGGCCAACAACCAGGGCAAGAACUACACCGUGGUCCUGAAGGAGACCGCCGCGGCCAGGGGGACGAGCGGAGGGGCGCCGCCCGCGCCGCCGCCGAAGCCCCUUGCCCGGGAGGUCGAGACGAGGCGGCUGAAGAGUUGUAUGAAACCUGUCAGAAACAGGCAGAACGAGGAAGGACUAAGAAGAGUGAAUUUGGAAGAAGCCAUCUCUGUUGCUGACUGGACCAGUGAAAAGGAGGUACUGAGCAAAAUAACAGCACCCACAGCUCUAAAACCAGGGCUGCAAAAGAUACAGGUUCCUGAGGUCACCGUGACGAGCACCUCCCCAGAGAAAAAGGAGUUUUCCAGAGACAAACCUGUCAUUUUUACCGAGUCUCCCCAAGCUCCAGCCAUCAAAAUCCAUCCUAAUGUGCUGAGCUUCCUGGGUGAUCAGGAGGGUCUCCUGGCAAGCCAAGGGGUGCAAGUUUCGGAAGGGAGCCAGGAUUUGAAAAAGGAGGUGGAACCUCAGGCUGGGUGUGGCAAGAGGCAGGCUGAAGAGAUGGCAGUUUUGGGGUCCGUGAACGGACAACGUAGUCUACUGGGUUGGAAUAGAAGAGAGCUCUCCGCGGAAGGUCCUUUCAAGGAGCAGCCUUCGGAUAGUCAAACCUGGAGAUGUAAGGACCUCGCUAGGUCAGAGGAGUCCCAGAACGAAGACGCCGUCGACAAGGAGUUGGAACAACUCUAUCUGUCUCACCUGAGCCGUCUACGCGCCGCGGAGCUGCAGGAAGCCGGCCACGCCAAAUGGUCCGACUCCGGUGUCGAGGGGGCUGGAGAUUUUGGAUUUCAGCACUCCCAUCCACACGGUCUUCUCACGGACCGGGAUUUGAUUCUGAAGUGGACGGGCCCCGAGAGGGCCUUGAAUAGUUCCCUGGCCGAAGAAAUCACUCUGCACUAUGCUAACGUGGUGCAAGGGGUGGAGCUGAUAGAUGACACCAAGGAGUGCGAUGAGGAGCCGGACGUUUCAUCCAGUGCUGAGGAAUCACCUUGCAACUUGGAAGGAGACGCACUGCAGGCGUCCCCUCCAGAAAUCGUUACUCUGCCUUUUGCCUUGGAAGAUGCGACAACGGCGUUAGGCGAAACGGGGCCUGUAGGGGUAAAGGUCACUUGCGAUGAGGUCCAAGGUUCAGAGAAGGAAAGUCUAAGAGUUGUAGGAAAGGCUGUUUUCUUUCAGGAUCGGGAGGAAGAGAAAUUCCCGCUACCUGAUGAUUUGCAGCGUCAAAGUCCCUGCAUGACCGAGGUGCGAGAUUCCUCAGCUACCGGCCUAACGGCAACAACUGACUCUUACACCACAAUGCCCUCCUUUAAGCCAUGUGAUGGCAGCGUCCUUCAGUCCGGGAAUGAGCUGACAACUCUGGAAAUGAUGGGAAAAGAACAGGGCCAGAUUAGCCUACCAGAGGCCAACGUGCUCACGUCAAAAGAGCCCGCAGGCUUUGUCGAACCCUCUCCCGGGGGUCAGGAAGAAGGGUCCCCAUUGACCAACAAUCCCAGUCUCCUAGUGAGUGCCCCAAAGCCAGAGCUCCCUGAGAACAGACUCUUUGAGUUUUCCACCAAACUCCAGAAGGCUCUCCUCCAGUCUCUGCAAUUUCUUGGCUUGUUGGUCUUCCUCCCCGUUGUGUUGAAUAGCUGCAUGUCCUUAGUGGCCAUCGUGCUGUACCUUUCUCUGGAGUGGCUCUUGUGAAUCGGUGCAGUUGGUGGGCUGCGGGAGGGCGGGAUGGGGUGGGGUGGUCCGUCGUUCGGCAACCCGGGAUUCCCGAUUGAGGCCCGAGGCAGGAUCCGAAUUCCCCACCCGCUGGAUGAAUCCAAAGAUGCUCGGCAAUGGAAGGGGCCCCAUUCGACCCCGGCCAUGAAAGAACAAGAGAGUUCAGACUGACCUUUAAAGCCCACACGAAGGCCUCCUUCUGGUUCUCCUCAACGCAAAGCUUCCCCCUAUUCAGCCUUGCCUUCCUCCCGGCCCCCAGUCAUGAAUAGGUUGCUGUGCGACUGUUCUUUCAGAAGAGAGAACUGCAGAGAGCAUGAAAGAGGUUGUAAAAUGGCAUCUGGUGGGCAGAGGAGCCCAUAUUUAUUUUUGUACAGUUGUUAAGGUGAGGUGAGGCAAUAGUCCUAAGCUGGUCUUGCGGCACAACUAUCCCUAGAUAUAUUUAUUAACUACCCGUUUCCAAAAACCACUGGAGGGUUUUUAAAUUUUAAUUUAUAUAGAGAGAGCUCUAGCUGCCAAACUAUUCUAAGAGAAAUGUUUUGUCUUAUGUAUGAUCAUUUGCCGUCUAGGUACUGGGUGAAUGGAGUUUAAAUGCUGUCGGGUGAACUUUGAGGCGAUGAUGACUACUGCUUCUAUGCAUAAUGUUUUUUUCCAAAUGUACUUCCUCUUCGUGGUGAGCGAACUUUGGCUCAGGAGGGCCUCUAUCCAAUAAGACGUCAGUGAUUGGCAGUGAUUAGAAAACAACAGCAGGCACUCGGCAGUUACGUUUUUUCCAAGUUUCUGCUCUGGGUUCACUGGGGCUCGAGACAAGCCCCUCAACCUCUCUAGACCUCGGUUUCCCAUCUGUGACUUGGAACCGAGGUGAACUAUGAGCCUUCGGCAAAGGACUUUAAGAUCCUUAAGUGGAAGACUAACAGAGUAGAAGGGUUUUGCUCACUCGAUAACGAAUGUGAAGUCAUUAAAUACUCACUGUCUGGCAACUGGUUUCCCCACUGGGUUAACAGUGGCAAGGUUGCAAAUCCAAGUUAAAGAUUGUAGGGAGAGAGAAUAAAUACACAUCCAGAUAACUUUCAAAAAUUAACACUAAAGCUAGAGGUUUCGGGUAAAUGCCCAUCAACAUAUAGAUGUAGAGCUGCUCAGUACUGUAGUGUCUCCCGUCGCUUUCCAUUCGGUGUUCUCGGAGUUUUGGUGUUCCAUUGGGUUUUUACUGGGAGGGAGAAUAGAGCUGAACCCGGGAUUUAUUUCACUUGGUUCCCUUUCUUCUCAGGUUUUCCAUUUCCACGGGCAUCGGCCGCUACUAAGUGUGGCCGGAGAGUGACUCGGCUUUUAAUUGUUGAUUUUUUUGGACGGCUCUUCGGGCUUGGGCGGAGACAAAUGGUGUGUGUGCGGGGGAGGGUAGGUACCCUCUCUCGACUGCCCUCCCUCUUGCAGCAAACGAGGGAGGUCUUGAAUUUAAACCUGACUGAGUUUCCAGUUGGCUGCAAGCCAAACUUGAGGUAACGUAGUCUCUCUCAUCUCUGGGUUAGCUAGAAAAUGAUGUGCUUUCAAUAAGAAUUUUAAUCUGUUCAGGGCAUGAAUCAUGCUACGUUUAUUUUUCGGAAGCCAAACCCCCUUUAAAGAAGCGGCUGAGUGCCGUUCACAGUCUCAAUGAUAGGGAAAUAUGUGGGAUGAGCAAGGAGCAAUUUGAUAAGCGUCUAAUUUUAGUGACUAGGUUUUUGAAAUAACUGGAAAGGCUCUAGUUGACAGAGUUUUCCGGAGGCCCAACACUCUUUUUGGAAAGCACCUCAUUUUAUUAAUGUCACCAUCAGAACUCCUGAUGGAUUGCCAAAACUCCAAGGAAGAUGGGAACAGAAAACAAAGAUGGCACAGGAUUCUGGGUGGCCACUUUCAUAAAGUUAGUACUUGAGCUUCUGCUUAGGGCCCCACCUCCCACCGCACCCUUUCCCAGGUUUGUGUAGGAAUGGAAGUAUACUUGAGUUUCAGUGAGGUACUCCUUAACUUUAAAAAAAAAAAAUUGGCUUAUCUUUUUUAUCAAAUGUGCUAACUCUUGGCUGUGGCCAUCUGGGUUUUAUUUCAAGUGACUUAUGUAGGAGAAGCAGUCAGAUUCAGGUGUUUUAUUUUCUGUGCCAACAGGCAGAUCCUGCUGACGUGAAGUUGCACCUUCCUUCUGAUGUGUGAUUUACCGUAUGCCUUCGCAGUGUAUUUUUGCCAGGGCAGUUGGACUGCCCACGUGUCCCUGACAUGGGCAGCUGGGCCCCGAGAAAGUUCUUUAGCUACUUUUCCAAUAAAAAACCUGGGCUCAUGCCUCUUUGCAGAGUACGGGACCGGGGGGAUAAGCUGGAAGAGACUACGCGUGUGGGAAUUUGACAUGGUCCCUCUCCCUCGGGAGCAGUGGACAAUUCAUCGAGGAUCCCCCCCCCCCAAAAUUUCCAGUGCCUGGAACUCAGAAAGGAAUUUUGAAUGUAUUUGAGUAAGUGAGAAGUAGAACUGAAAGUUGGUGAAGGAUUUGCCUGCGGUGAGAAUGUUCUCCGGGUAAUCCCUCAGAAUAGGCUUUGGGAGGGCAAGUGGAAGAGAAACCUUAUGUUUUGAGUCUUCUGCCCAUCAGCAAAAGGUAUUAAUAGAGAACAUUCUGGUCAUGAGCUUAGAUCGUAUCUUCUGCAGUCAGGCCACGCUUUCCCCUCCCUCUGAACUGGGGAUCAAGCAAUCACCAAUGAAUCAAAGGUAUUUAUCGAACGCUUACAGUGUGCGGAGCACCAUACUAGGCGUUUGGGAGAGAACUGUACCGUCGAGUUGGUAGGCGCGCUUCCUGCCCACAAGAAGCUUAUAGUCCAGAGGGGCAAAGCUUAAAACACUCAUACGGCGUUCACCCUCUCUAAAGUCCAGAAGACCAAAUGCUACCAUAUACGUGACUCUAACCCGGAGCAAAUACUUCUGCUUCUGGCGUGCCUCUUUAAGGUGAGUUGUGGCUGGCUAGCCGGGAUCAUUAUACCCACCGAGCGUCAGAAUCACUCAGUGGAGGUGACCAGGGAGACCACGUUAUUGCUACGUUGGCUUAGAAGGUCACGGGCCUGGAGUAGAGAAACUUCUAGCUGUCAGCUCUUCUUCCCAGCAGACGUGCUUCUGCAGUGGUAACUAAACCCUUGGGAGCUUGAGAGUUGCGUCAAGGCCCCGCCGCCUGUUAAAGUACAUCAAAAGCGUAACCGCGCAUGUAGAGUUGGCCCGGAUGCUUUCGCAGUAUGAGAAAGAGGCCAACUGAGGCCCAGUCUUUCCCUCCGGGCCGUUCCACUGAGUGCUGUAGUGGGCAUCGGCUUUCAGGGUAACCGAAUCCCCGACUUCCCAGCAUGAAAAAGCUCCUUUCUAAAUGACAUUCCCAGCUUGCGAGGGAAGAUGAGGAUAGGGAUCUUGGCCCUGAUCCCAACCGAGCAACUCCCUCCUGGAGACAUGGCGACUUAGAGGAGAGAGUCAUAUGAAGUGAGGGUAAUUAAGCGGGGAAUCUUUCCCAUUCUCCUGGAUUAAAAAAAAAAAUCCCUUUUUCCUUGCAGCUUGAUCGAUUCUACUCUGGAACCUACUCUCACUAGCAGUAUGGAAGUGCUUUAGAAAAGUACGUAGUAUUUCUUGAAACCAGACAAACCUCACAGUCUAUGUAACCUAGAAGCAGAGGUGAAUGCCAUGUGAACUGUGUCUUCUACUGUAUCUCACUGCUUGUGGGCGGUAGCGGGAAAGGAAGGGUUUAACACAAAAAGAAGCGCAGUUCAUUAGUCUCUGUAAUUAUGAUCUUCAUUAUGUGUGUGUGGACGAAACUCCCACUCUUCUCUUGAGCUACCCCUUUCCUCGCACCGACACUAGCCGAUUGCUGCCUUCCGGAUGGGGCGGUGGAGGGGUGCAGGAGGGAGGGGUAGUAGAAUAAUUCAUUGUCUGGCUUUGUGGAAAUUGACAUUUAUGUAUCUGCCAGUCUUGUGCAAACCUGUGUGUCUUCACAGUUGUGAUUAUAUUGGAAACACUAAUAAAUCUCCAACUCCUCUCACA
Ornithorhynchus anatinus (platypus) is the source of this 6596-nucleotide messenger RNA. RefSeq names its product protein phosphatase 1 regulatory subunit 3F (gene PPP1R3F). Gene Ontology annotation, cellular component: protein phosphatase type 1 complex. Gene Ontology annotation, molecular function: protein phosphatase 1 binding; glycogen binding. Lineage: Eukaryota; Metazoa; Chordata; Mammalia; Monotremata; Ornithorhynchidae. Gene Ontology annotation, biological process: regulation of glycogen biosynthetic process. The record is from RefSeq and is a predicted model, not a curated record.